ACGUUCGGAAACAGUAGAAAGCAAGCCAGUGUCCACAGGCCAGCUGUAUCACUAAAAUCAGUCCAGCAAACUAAAGCAAGAUGUACACGAAACUCGCUCUUGUUGCGCUCCUCGUCGCCGUAGUGGUAGCUUCCCCUGUUCCCGGUGGUCACGGCGGCCAUCACAAGCAUGUGACUAUCCACGUGCCGUACAAGGUUCACACCAUUCACCACCAUCACGUGUCCAAGGUGCCAUACCCGGUGCACGUGCCCGUUGUCAAGGAGGUGCAGGUGGUGAAGGAAGUGCCAAUUGUGAAGCACGUGCCAGUGCCAGUGGUGAAGCACGUGCCGGUGCCAGUGAUCAAGAAGGUCGAGGUUGAGAAGAAGGUGUACGUGCCAGUGCAUCAUCACGAGCACCACAUCGAGGAGGAGCACGGCUGGGAGGGCGAGUCUCUGUCGCAUGGCUGGAACUGAUUUCUUUUACGCGAAGUAUUUUAGUUUAAGAUAUACAAGUAGUACAAAUCAACACCGCGGAUGACGUCAGCUGACUCAAGUCAUCAAAAUUACUACCACCACCGUCAUCUAAUCCCAAUUAACUACGUGUAGUAUAGUUACCACUAUUGUUGUUGAUCCAUGUUAAUAGAUAUAAGUACCAAAGAGAGAAAUAAAUGGAAUCUUUUAUUUUUUUUUUAAAUAUAAUGUUUUUCUUUUAAUUUUAACUUAUACCUUUUUUUUCUAAUGGAUGAGAAUGGUAACACCGCCUGCGCUAUCGGUAUAUACUGGCCGGGUACCAGUGAGAG
Molecule: messenger RNA, 778 nt
Organism: Galleria mellonella (greater wax moth)
Lineage: Eukaryota; Metazoa; Arthropoda; Insecta; Lepidoptera; Pyralidae
Product: mantle protein
Exons: 4
Coding region: 81-452 (123 amino acids)
Source: RefSeq, a predicted model, not a curated record